UAUUGUUUUGCUGUGGGAGCAGGUGAACAAAUGACAUUCGGAGGAUUCUGCCUAUAAAAUCCCAUGCUGCCAGAUAGCUGCUCAUUUCAAAUCCAGACUGCAAGGGGCAAAGCAAAGUGAGAGCUAAGACUGCCUCUCUCAGGAAAUGGAUUUUACAAAAUAUUGACUGUGCACCCUGCUGCUUAUUUCAAUGUGGCAUCUUCCCCUAGAGAGGAUUUUUGUCUUUUCUACUGGAUAUUCUGAUGAGGAGGAAGAGCAAAUGAAGAAGCUCUAGGAAUGCGAAGAGCAAGUUUGAAGGACUUUAAAACCAGCUGGCACGAGGCUAACCCUGAAUCUGAUUACUUCUGUUUUCAUUUUUAAAAUCCCAUGAAGAUAAAGUACAGGUUACUUGGUAGGAGAAUACAAAAGAAGGCUGCCAACGAUGAAUCCAGAAGGCUGUCUGUUACUGGACUUGGAAGCAGACUUUGCCCUCACUAGCUCUUGCCUGAAUCAGAGCUCUAACCAUUCCAGCGACGACUGGUUCUAUCCUGGGGUGACCUAUGCCAUAGUUCCAGUUUAUGGGAUCAUCAUUCUAAUAGGACUCAUAGGAAAUAUAACUUUAAUCAAGAUAUUUUGCACAGUCAAGUCCAUGAGGAAUGUCCCCAACCUGUUCAUCUCCAGCCUGGCUUUGGGGGAUUUGCUACUGUUGGUGACAUGUGCCCCGGUGGAUGCCAGUAGAUUUUUGGCAGAUAAGUGGCUUUUUGGACGCGUGGGCUGUAAGCUGAUCCCAUUUAUACAGUUAACCUCGGUGGGGGUGUCUGUUUUCACCCUGACGGCCCUUGCAGCUGACAGGUAUACAGCAAUAGUAAGGCCUAUGGAUAUUCAAGCCAAUAAUGCUCUGACCAAGAUUUGUAUCAAAGCUGCACUCAUCUGGAUUUUGUCCAUGACUCUCGCCAUCCCAGAAGCUGUAUUCUCCGAUAUGCACCCUUUUUACGACAAGGAAAUCAAUGUAACAUUUGUGAGCUGCGCGCCCUACCCUCACUCCAAUGGACUGCACCCCAGAAUCCAUUCAACAACGUCAUUCUUAAUUUUCUAUGUUAUUCCACUUUCCAUCAUUUCUGUGUAUUAUUAUUUUAUUGCGAAGAAUUUGAUGAGGAGUGCGUCCAACAUGCCCGUGGAAGGAAAUGUACAUGUGAGAAGACAGAUUGAAUCCCGGAAGCGACUUGCGAAAACCGUAUUGGUGUUUGUUGGACUCUUCGCUUUCUGCUGGCUGCCCAUCCACAUCAUCUAUUUAUAUAGGUCCUAUCAUUACUCGGAAGUAGACACGUCUGUAUUGCAUUACAUUAGCAGCAUCUGUGCCCGCGUCUUGGCUUUCACCAAUUCUUGCGUCAAUCCAUUUGCCCUGUAUUUGCUUAGCAAGAGCUUCAGAAAACAGUUUAACAACCAACUUUUCUGCUGCCGGCCAAGACUCAUAGUAAGGACCCAGAGCAUGGGCAGAAGUACGACCAGGAUGACUUCUCUCAAAAGCACUAACCACUCCAUGGCUAGCUUUAGUCUUAUUAAUGGGAAGCACAUCUGCCAUGAGGGUUGUGUAUAGUCAGUAUGUGAAUAUGGACUUCAAAAGACAUUGACCUACCUACAAAGCACCUACAGUACAUUGAAUUUUUUUGUUUUGUUACAACAUACCUGUAAAUAAUAGAUGGAUUUGUUCAGUCCACUGAAGCUAAUAUUUGUGCCAAUUGUUGUGUUUCCUAGCAUACAUGCUGCUAUAAAAGGAAUUGGCAGCUAAUUGCAGGAAAUGGCUCAGGUGAAAGAUUUACUGCGGAUGUAAUUUACAUGUCUCGCCAAGAUCUAUAUGAUAUUGGAUAUUUAAAAUGUAUUUAUUUUCUGUAUACAGGACUUAUAGCACACAUAAGGAAAUAUUCAUCAAAGGAUGAAGUAGAGCUUGCCCUAGGGAACUUUCAGGGCUUCCCAUUUCCAGUGCAUUUUUUAUAUCACCCUGAAAUACAAAAUCCCAUACAAAUUAAGAGGGCUGUAAAGUUUCCCUUUGGUGAACUUUGGAAAUCUGUGUUUCACCCUUUGAUAAAUAUACCCCAAUGUGUUUCUCCUUGGCGUAUUUCCACCAGUUGUGACAGGUGGUUGCCAUGCAAGUCAAAGGCAGGAACAGGGGUGGGGCUAUUAGAGUUGUACAGAAUAUUGUUUACCGUCUCUAAUCGUAUCAGUGCCCUUGCUCGGCUUCAGACAGGGAUCCCAGUGCAGAGCAUUGAAUUCCUCUCUGUUCCACAAGGAUUUUUUGAAGUAUUUUGAAUGUGCAAGAGUGGAGCAUUGUCAUUGAGUAGAAACUGUGUCAAUUGAUGAAUGUUAAUGAAAACAGGUUUAUUUUCAUUUGAUGUAUUAAAAUGCAUUCAACAAAGAAAAUAAAACUGUAAAAGUAUGAGGGCUGUGUAAAUAUAGGAGUUACGUGUAAAUGUAAGGAUUGCAAUGUGCUUAAUUUGAGAUAGAAUAGCCCCCAACAUAACGUGUCCCUAGACUGAGCAUAACCCUAAUUAAUAGGGUUUAUCGUCCAACACUUUUUAUGUCAGCACAUUAAACUGCUGUGGUUGCUCAGGCCUUUAGGGAUGUUGUUCAAUUUGAUAGCUGAGAGCUCCCAGAGUAGUAGUGGGCUGGAAAAGCAUAAUAAUGAGCCCCUGGUUAAAUACGCAUUAGGAAAAUUCACAUUAAAUGGAUUUACUGACAAGCAAACUAAGGGGAAAGUACAUUUGCUGCCCAUGUGUAAAUAUUAUAAUCUCUCAAUGUAACUCGUUGCUGUGUAGCAUUAGCAUAUACACACGGGCGUUUGUACCUAUUGCUAUAAGGUGCUUGCUGUUAUCAGUCACCAUGUACUUACUGGGAACAGAACUAGUGUUGAGCAAUAUUUUUUACCAGGCAUGCAUUCGCAGCGAAUUUCUGCAUUUCGCCAUUGGUGGAAAAUUCGGCACGCAUCAAAAAAAAUUGCGCUUGUCACAAAAAAGUGAAUGUGUUCGGCAACAAAAAUGACACGUCAUUUGACGUGCGUCAUUUUUCGUGCUUCGCAAAUUUUUACAGCGUUCUGCAAAUUUUUCAACAAAACGAAACGGGACAGAUUCGCUCAUCACUAACCAGAACAGGUAACCUUCGUAAAGCACCCAUAGAGUCUCACACCAGCACCAGUGACCAACAAUGAUUCUAUAAAAGGAAUACAAUCCAUGUUUCAUGUUUCAUCCAUUACCUCCACUGCAUGCAAGUGGCAAAAUCCAGCGCCAAGCACCCCUAAAUUUUGGCUUGACUUCACACCCAACACCUGUGGCCGAAUCUGCUUCUCACAAGCCAGGUGUACUCACAGCCAGGUGUAUCAAAACCACUGUGUUUGUUUGUCAGGAAACCAGAAUAAACAGUAUAAAAAUAGUACAGAAAGAAAAAACACGGGUUCACCCUUGUUCACAACUGGAUUUAUUAAGCUCCUGGAAACAUAGUAGCUUUGACUGUACAAUUAAACUUAUAUAUACAGUCAAUUUAUUUUAAAAUUAAAUGAGCUAAUAUGUAAAUAGAUGUAUUUAGAUAAAACAUAGAACAAUAACAUGAGAUAAUUUUCUCAUAAAAUACCAGAUGCCAAACUUAACCUAAAACCAAGGAAAUAAGAAUGGCCUUUGAAACACAACCAGAUGCAGCUUCAUUGUUUGCAGGCAGUCUGGGUUUCAAAAUACAGGUAUGGGACCUGCUAUCCAGAAUGCUCAGGACCUGGCUUUUUCCAGAUAAGGGGUCUUUCCAAAAUGCUGAUCUUCAUACCUAAAAUAAGCCAAGUAUGGUUGUUUUGCUUCCAUUAACAAUUAAUUAUAUCUAAGUUGGGAUGAAGUACAAGGUACUGUUUUAUUAUUACAGAG
This is a messenger RNA of Xenopus tropicalis (tropical clawed frog), 3878 nucleotides long. It is a transcript of the gene grpr, whose product is annotated as gastrin releasing peptide receptor. Gene Ontology annotation, biological process: G protein-coupled receptor signaling pathway; neuropeptide signaling pathway; signal transduction. Gene Ontology annotation, molecular function: G protein-coupled receptor activity; G protein-coupled peptide receptor activity. The coding region runs from base 422 to 1576 and encodes 384 amino acids. The record is from RefSeq and is a predicted model, not a curated record. Gene Ontology annotation, cellular component: plasma membrane; membrane. Lineage: Eukaryota; Metazoa; Chordata; Amphibia; Anura; Pipidae. The transcript has 3 exons.